AUUGUAUUUUAUUAAUUUUCAAUUGUCAUUUAAAUUUAAAGUUUAAAAAGUUUUAUUUUUAUUUUUUUAUUUGUUUUUUUUCAAUACAAAAAUUUAUAAAUUUAUAUUUAUAUUAUAUAUAUUAUUAUAGGAAAAAAUGUAUGCUUUUUUAUUUAAAUAUAUUAUUAUUGGUGAUACUGGUGUUGGUAAAUCAUGUUUAUUAUUACAGUUUACAGAUAAAAGAUUUCAACCAGUUCACGAUUUAACUAUAGGUGUAGAGUUUGGUGCUAGAAUGAUUACAAUUGAUAAUAAACAAAUUAAAUUACAAAUUUGGGAUACAGCUGGUCAAGAGUCAUUCAGAUCAAUUACAAGAUCAUAUUAUAGAGGUUCAGCAGGUGCAUUACUUGUUUAUGAUAUAACUAGACGUGAUACAUUUAAUCAUUUAACUUGUUGGCUAAAGGAUGCAAGAUCUUAUGCAAAUAGUAAUAUGACAAUUAUUUUAAUUGGUAAUAAAUCGGAUAUGGAAUCAAAGAGAGCAGUUUCAUAUGAAGAGGGUAAACAAUUUGCAGAAGAAAAUGGACUUAUCUUUUUGGAAACCUCAGCAAAAACAGCUUCAAAUGUCGAAGAAGCUUUUGUAAAUACUGCUGGUAAAAUUUAUGAAAAAAUUCAAAAAGGUGAUUUCGAUAUAAAUAAUGAAAGUUUUGGUAUUAAAUUAGGUGCCCCGCAAUCUAAACAAGAUGGUCAAGAUAAUAAACAAGCUGCUGGUGGAUGUUGUAAAUAAAUAUUUAAAUAAAUAAAUAAAUAGUAAUAAUAAAUACAAUUCUUAUAU
Dictyostelium purpureum is the source of this 808-nucleotide messenger RNA. RefSeq names its product Rab GTPase. Bases 137 to 760 code for a protein of 207 amino acids. The transcript is spliced from 5 exons. NCBI's taxonomy places the organism in Eukaryota, Evosea, Eumycetozoa, Dictyosteliales, Dictyosteliaceae. Gene Ontology annotation, molecular function: GTP binding; GTPase activity. Gene Ontology annotation, cellular component: Golgi apparatus. The record is from RefSeq and is a predicted model, not a curated record.